GUUUUAGAGUUGACAAAAAAACAAAACUACAUCCUGUUUCCACGGAAACACGCGGACCCGGAAGUUGUCCUCGUUCCGCGGGUCUUUCGGGACAAAACAACACAGCACGUCAGUGUGCAGAAAUGGCGGCGGUAAAUACCAUGGAGAAGAAACUGGCUGAAUACAAGUGUGACACCAAUGAAGCUUUAUGCUUAAAACUGGUUCGCUUUCCGGAGGAUGUCGAGGAUGAUAGCACCACAUUCCACCCGGAGUACAGCCACCAGAUCUACGGGGAUGAUGAGGUCGCUUUUGGAUACAAAGGUCUUCAGAUACAGCUGUUCUACACCGCUGGAAACCUGAGCACCCUCUUCAAAGUGAAAUAUUCCUCAAAAGUCACUGAGGUGUUUGAUUGUGUGGAGCCAGACGACAUCGAGGGAAAGAUCCGGGAGAUCGUUCCCGCCGGGUUCACCUGCAACGCCGACGACUUCAGCUCGCUGCUGGAAAAGGAGGCCAACUUCAAGCCCUUCGGCACGCUGCUCCACACGUACACCGUCCACAGCGAGGAGGCCGGAGAGCUCACGUACCAGAUCCACAAGGCCGAAGUCACUUGCCCCGGAUUCCUGGAGUACCACGAGCGCCUGCAGACCUUCCUCAUGUGGUUCAUCGAGACGGCCAGUUUCAUCGACGCCGACGACGAUCGCUGGGACUUCUUUCUUGUAUUUGAAAAGUACAAUAAAGACGGGGAGACUCUCUACGCGACUGUUGGCUACAUGACAGUUUAUAAUUACUACGUGUAUCCAGACAAAACCCGACCACGUGUAAGCCAAAUGUUGAUCCUGCCUCCGUUCCAAGGAGAAGGUCAUGGAGCUCAGCUUCUGGAGGCAGUGCACAGAUUUUACUGCAGCCUUCCCAAAGUGCAAGACAUCACAGCUGAAGACCCGUCCGACAGCUACGUGAAGCUGAGAGACUUUGUGCUGGUCAAGUUUUGUCAAGGCCUGCAGUCCUUCUCCGCGGACAAGCUACACCUCGGCUUCUCAGCCGACAUGGCCAAGGAGGCACAAGACAAGUUGAAGAUAAACAAGAAACAUGCCAGGCGAGUGUAUGAAAUCCUGCGCCUGAGGGCGACAGACAUGAGCGAUGAAGAACAGGCCCGAGCGUUCCGCUUGGAGGUGAAGAAGAGGCUGUUUGGGCCGUACAGGAAGAAUCAGAGGGAGCUGACAAAGAUGAGGAAGUGCCUGCGGCCGGAGGAGCUGGUGUCCCACAUGGAUCAGAUGGACACUCAGACGCAGCACGAGGAGCUGGAGAAGAGCUAUCAGGGGGUCGUGGAAGACUACAGGAGAAUCAUCGAGAGGAUCGCCACACAGGCCUGAUGAUGGGGACUCUAAAGCGGCGCCGGAUCGGAGAGCUCGCCCCUCUCGGGCAAACGGGUGAUCCGCCCCACCUGUACAAAGCCCACGUCACCACAGAAGAAACUCGGAUUCAUUGUGGCGGAGUCGGCGGGCAGACUGCAGGGGGAGACGGCGCUUUCCCAGCCGACGUUGAUACUGUAGAGGAGUGUGCAGCUGGAGGGUUGUGACUUUCUGUUGGUCUCAUUAGUGUAAUCACUUUGUGUGGGAUUGACUGAUGCAUAAUAUUUCAGAGGUGGUUGGAGGUCCUCUGCCCUGCAGAGAAAUCCUGCUUCUUCUCCAUUGUAGACACUUUUUUUAAGGAUCUUUUUUCUCAAAAACAAUUCUAAAAUGUGUGUUUUGAAGCACUUCAUACUGAAAAUAAAAGAACAUUUUGUAUAUUGCUCAAA
This is a messenger RNA of Gasterosteus aculeatus aculeatus (three-spined stickleback), 1774 nucleotides long. RefSeq names its product histone acetyltransferase 1 (gene hat1). Gene Ontology annotation, molecular function: histone binding; histone acetyltransferase activity. Lineage: Eukaryota; Metazoa; Chordata; Actinopteri; Perciformes; Gasterosteidae. Gene Ontology annotation, cellular component: nucleus. Gene Ontology annotation, biological process: subtelomeric heterochromatin formation. The record is from RefSeq and is a predicted model, not a curated record.